Molecule: messenger RNA, 1688 nt
Organism: Apodemus sylvaticus (European woodmouse)
Lineage: Eukaryota; Metazoa; Chordata; Mammalia; Rodentia; Muridae
Product: myoferlin-like
Exons: 10
Coding region: 384-1310 (308 amino acids)
Biological process (GO): membrane fusion; regulation of DNA-templated transcription; plasma membrane repair
Cellular component (GO): plasma membrane
Molecular function (GO): phospholipid binding
Source: RefSeq, a predicted model, not a curated record
UUUGUUUGUUUGUUUUUUAAUUUUGUUAAUUUCUGUAGUAGUUUUUUUUAAUUGCUUUACUUUAGAUGCUUAGUGUUUCAAUUACUGUGCAGUAAAGGGACUUUUCCCCAAUCUCUUUGGUAUUUUGCAUGCUUUUACAUUAACUCUGGCUAUAUAUUUAUAAUAACUCUGGCUAUUCUUACACAGGCACCUUCUUUAGUUUAGGACAUUUUCAUUUAGGAUUUUAUUGGAAAUGUUUUCUAGAUAUUUAUGCUGAUUGAUCUUCUUCACUCUCGCCCUCACCUUCUCCAUCUGAGGUUUUCCUUGUGGGUGUGCAGCUUGAAUGCUUCUCUGUGUCCUGCUCUGAGCUCUGCUGUUGUGUGCUGUGAGGGGACCUCAGGGAAAUGCUGAAAUCAAGACAUGGCAAAAGCCACGCUGCACCUGCGAAUCCGUUUCCUGUGGCUGCAAAGGCGAGUUCGCUGCAGGACGCCAACAUGGACGCCGACCUCGACAGCAUCUUGUGCUGGUUCUGGACAGCAGAGGGUUCUUUAAACACAAAAACAAAAUACCAGCGAAGGCUGAAGUGCAGCCUGUCUGCCGUCUUCCAUUCAGCCAUCAUGUUGCAAGAUGUCGGUGAGGCCAUUCAGUUCGAAGUCAGCAUCGGGAACUAUGGCAACAAGUUUGAUGCAACCUGUAACCCUUUGGCAUCAACAACUCAAUACAGCCGCGCAGUGUUUGAUGGGAACUACUAUUACUACUUACCUUGGGCCCACACAAAGCCCAUCGUCACCCUGACUUCCUACUGGGAGGAUAUUAGUUACCGCCUGGACGCAGUGAAUACUCUCCUAGUCAUGGCAGAAUGGCUGCAAUCAAAUAUAGAGGCUGUAAAAUCAGGGAUCCAAGGUAAAAUUCCUGCAAACCAGUUGGCGGAGGUGUGGCUGAAGAUGAUAGAUGAAGUCAUAGAAGACAUGAGAUACACCUUGCCUGUCACAGAAGGAAAAACCAACGUCACAGUUCUAGAUACUCAGAUCCAAAAGUUGCGGUCCAGGUUUCUCUCGCAGAUACAUGAGGCAGCUCUGAGGAUGAGAUCUGAAGCCACGGAUGUGAAAUCCACCUUGCUGGAGAUCGAGGAGUGGCUCGAUAAAUUGAUGCAGCUUACUGAAGAGGAAAAGGGAGAAAAACACAGUCCUCAGUUGGUAGAACUGUUGUUGGAUUUAAAGAUGAUGAUCACAAAGAAGGACAGAAGAGAAGAAUCUCUACAAAGAUGUGAUGCUGGAGACCUACUGGAACCUCAAUGUUAUACGUUCCUAUUGGGAAGACCAUCAUAUUGAAGAACAAGGUCAAACUUCUUGAAGUCCUGAAAGAAUAAUGAUACCUAAAGCCUAAUGCUGGGGAGAAGAAAAGUAGAUGGUGCUUCAGUUCCCAGGCUUGGAGUCUGAGGUUGAGACCAUGAAGGAGAGAGAAGAUGAAGAAAGAAGACUGUGCCAUGGGGCAGGUGGAUUGGCCAGGAGGACUGGCCUGGUGUAUGAGCAGUCUAGGUAGAACAUGGAAAAUGAUAUCUCACAGCUAUUAACAGGAACUAUACAAAAUAGUCAGUCCAACUGCAAUAAUUUAAAUCUUAUUAUAAAUACCAAGACCUUUGUGCUAUAUUUGGUACCUUUUUGAUUCAAGUGUGGUAAUAAAUAAAUAAAUAAUAUUUACCACAUCAA